GGAGCCAAGAUGGAAAUAAAAGAAGUUUUCAGUUUGGCUCGGGUGCCAUCCAUCCUCUUGCUUGGUUUAGUUUAUGUGGCCUACGUGCUGAUUGGUGGGGUUAUAUUUUGGAAGUUAGAAGGAGAUCUUGGGCAGAAGGACGUCAGUCAGUUAUUGUUGACAAAAAAAAUGUUUCUGUCCAAAUACACUUGUCUGGACCAAGAGGGCCUAGAAGCACUAGUUCAGUUGGUGCAAGAUUCCUCAAAGAUUGGCCUAAGUUUAAAAAGCAACAACACUGCAGCAGGUUUCUGGAAGUUCACCAGCUCAGCUGUAUUUGCUGCAACUGUGGUCACAACUAUAGGUUAUGGGAACCAGUGUCCUACUUCUACAGCUGGUCAGAUUUUCUGUGUAUUCUUUGCACUAUUUGGGAUCCCGCUCAACGUGGUGGUGCUGAACAGAGUUGGCAAAUACAUGCUUGCUAUAGAGAGGAACAUCUCUGACUUCCUGGAGGGGAAGACUGGAAGAAAGAAGUGUACUCGUUUCUUUGUCCACUUGGUAUCUUACAUUUCCGGAACAGUGCUCUUCUUCAUUAUGCCCAUGAUUGUAUUCCAACUAGAAGAGGGCUGGACCUUCUCUCAGGCAAUCUACUACUGCUUCAUUAGCCUCAGUACAAUUGGCUUUGGAGACUUUGUGGCAGGUACAUCAAAAGACAGUAAUCCAGACAAAUGGUAUCCAGAUUGGUACAACGUGCUCAUUGCCUCAUGGAUUUUCUUUGGCAUGGCCUGGCUAGCCCUAGUGAUCAACCACUCUAUCGACAUCCUGGAACGGCUGAAUACCCACUUCAAAAUGAGGUGGGGUAAGGAGAAACAGGGACACGAUUCGGGCAGUGCAGAAAGCGAGAACCCCGAAACACAGGUUGAGGAGGAAGAUGAAAACAAGAAGUCACCAAUGAACCAACAAGCUACACAAUGAAGGUAAAAAUUAGGAGUGAAGACUACUAAUCAGGACCUGGGACACAUAGGCAUUAAAUUAUGGGUCCACUGCACCUAACGUCAUAGCUGUGUGUGUGUGUGUGUGUGUGUGUGUGUGUGUGUGUGUGUGUGUGUGUGUGUGUGUGUGUGUGUGUGUGUGUGUGUGAUGAUGUACUGUACAGUAACACGUGGCUGUUUUGUAGUUCACCUCUCUUAUACAGUAGGUGCAGCUAAAUAUUAACUCAUUUUUGCUGAGUCUUAUUUAACAGUAGGUACACAUACUGUUUGAUGUUUGACUCCUCAGACUGCUUUGUAACAAGAUGCGAUCGACAGUAUGUGGUUAAAAAUAACUCUAAGGAGCACACUGGGACAGAACUUGUGUAUGUGUAUGAAUAGUAAUCAGAAGAAACAACAGCUGAUCUUUGUCCUCUCAAACCACUAACCAUGACUCAAUUUAUUUGCCAUGUUGGUGACAUUUUGCAGUAGAGCUGCUGUGCAUCAUGUACAAUUUAUCUUAAAUGAGCAGGAGUUCACAUUUUUUCAGGCCUACAGUACAGUAAUACAGUUAUGGACUCAUGUCAACACUUAAACAGUUUUCCUAGCUGUGAUUAUUCCUCUUCUUUAUGACCCAGUUGUAAUACAUGCUUAGGGAGAUAGUCUUGUCUUGUUUUGUCUCAAAGGGUUUUCAUGUAUUGAUGACAACCUUUUAAAGGGAACUGAGUCUGUGCUGAUAUUUGCGGAGCUACAGCAACACCUUUGAAAGUUGGACUAAAACCUUCAUAAGCAAAGUAUAUUAAAAUACAAUGUUUUAAUGUCUAAACAGGAAGAAUACUGGAAGAAAGUGCUCAUAGUGUAGAAAGGUAAAAUAACACAACGCUGUUCUUUUUUGUUUUACUGAGCAGAGCACAUUUACAUCCACUAGAUGGCAAUAAGCCUUCAAAUCAAAGACAAAGCAGAAAAAAUCUGAGUUGAACAUUGUGUUGUAAGGCUAUUCCUGUCUGAUGUAACCUCUUGUA
Messenger RNA from Betta splendens (Siamese fighting fish), 1966 nucleotides. It is a transcript of the gene kcnk17, whose product is annotated as potassium channel, subfamily K, member 17. Gene Ontology annotation, cellular component: membrane. Lineage: Eukaryota; Metazoa; Chordata; Actinopteri; Anabantiformes; Osphronemidae. The transcript has 5 exons. Gene Ontology annotation, molecular function: potassium ion leak channel activity. The record is from RefSeq and is a predicted model, not a curated record. The coding region runs from base 10 to 951 and encodes 313 amino acids. Gene Ontology annotation, biological process: stabilization of membrane potential; potassium ion transmembrane transport.